Molecule: messenger RNA, 2011 nt
Organism: Linum tenue
Lineage: Eukaryota; Viridiplantae; Streptophyta; Magnoliopsida; Malpighiales; Linaceae
Source: the annotation of a GenBank genome assembly
AACGACACCCGUAAAAAAGAAAAGUUAGUCCGACAAGGCGGGCUUGGAAGAGCCGGAAGGGAAUUUUGAUUUAUCCACCUCCGCCUACACCGACGUCAACACUCUUGGGCCGCCGAGCGAGCUGCCUGCUAAUAUUACGCAGUAGAAUAUCGACUGCUUAAUUACAAUCCAGAUUCCAGACGCUCCUUCUGACAAAAUCCUCUUUUCUCUACUCUUCUGCCGCCGGAUUAUGAUGAUGAUGGAAGGAGUGGCCCUCAAAUUCCCGCCUCUCAAGCUCUUCAACCCUAAUUUCCCCACUUCUCCCGCAACCACCGUCACACCUUCUCUUGCCCGCUUCGCCCUCCGCAGCUUCUCCUCUUCGUCUUCAUCAUCAUCGUGUUCUGCUUCUCUUCCCGUUUCCGCCACCGCCGGGAAAGAAGCCGACUCGGCCCUCGGAACCCUCUCCCUCGGCCACCUGACCCGACCCGACUUCCCCAUCCUCCACCAGGAGGUGAAUGGGUCGAAGCUUGUGUACCUGGACAAUGCUGCAACUUCUCAGAAGCCCCAUCAAGUGUUGAAGGCUUUGCAGAGUUACUAUGCUGGUUAUAAUUCUAACGUUCACAGAGGAAUUCAUUACCUAAGUGCCAAAGCAACGGACCAAUAUGAAUUAGCAAGGAAGAAGGUAGCUGAUUUUAUAAAUGCAGAGGAGAGCCAAGAGAUAGUGUUCACCAGGAAUGCUACUGAAGCGAUCAAUCUAGUAGCAUACUCCUGGGGGAUAUCGAAUCUGAAACCCGGAGAUGAGGUCUUACUCACAGUGGCAGAACAUCACAGUGCUAUUGUUCCUUGGCAGCUUGUAGCUCAGAGGACUGGCGCAGUACUAAGGUUUGUAGAUUUGGAUGAAAAUGAGGUUCCUGAAGUGGAGAAGCUGAGGGAAUCAAUUUCUCGGAAAACAAAGCUGGUUGUUGUGCACCAUGUAUCAAAUGUGCUGGCUUCUUUUCUUCCUAUAAAACAUAUAGCACGAUGGGUUCAUGAUGUUGGAGGAAAGAUACUAGUUGAUGCUUGCCAAAGUGUUCCACAUAUUGUGGUCGAUGUGCAGGAGCUAGAUGCAGACUUUCUUGUUGCUUCUUCUCACAAGAUGUGUGGGCCUACAGGCAUUGGAUUCUUGUAUGCCAAAAGUGACAUCUUAUCAGCCAUGCCUCCAUUUUUAGGCGGUGGGGAGAUGAUAUCGGAUGUUUUCUUAGAUCAUUCCACAUAUGCAGAUCCUCCCUCAAGAUUUGAGGCUGGCACCCCAGCUAUUGGUGAAGCAAUUGGCUUGGGAGCAGCGAUUGAUUACUUGCAAGGGAUUGGGAUGCAGAAGAUUCACGACUAUGAGACAGAGUUGGCUAACUAUUUAUACGAAAGCCUGUCUACCAUCCCCAAUGUCCGAAUAUAUGGGCCGAGACCUUCAGAAAAGGUGAAACGUGCUGCCUUGUGUUCUUUCAAUGUUGAGGAUGUUCACCCCACAGAUCUAGCAACUCUACUUGAUCAACAGCACGGAGUGGCUAUCAGAUCUGGUCAUCAUUGUGCUCAGCCUCUCCAUCGGUAUUUAGGCGUGAAUGCAAGUGCUCGGGCCAGUCUUCAUUUCUACAACACCAAAGAUGAUGUGGACGAUUUCAUCAACGCCCUAAGUGAAACAGUCAGCUUCUUGAACUCUUUCAAGUAGAGUGAGCAAAAUCCGCUUCAUUCGUUCCUUUCCCCCCAAGGCUGCCCUGCUCUCCACAUUGAUGUCAAGAAAACUGGAUACUGAAGGAUUCUCAGCUUGUAGUUAUUUUUCUGUCAGGCUGCUACAUCUUGUGGUCUUUGUACAAUAGCCAUAGGACGGAUGUAUACAUUAUUAUACAGUGGAUUCCCUUGUUUGAUAGAAAUAAUGUUAAGAUAUGUAAGUGUCGAGAAUCAAACAUCGGCAAGUUAUGUGUAAUCGUAUUGAUUCUAUCGGAAUAAAAAUAAGGGAAGUUGGUUCAAUGACGAGAUUAAGUAACGAUUAAGCUGGUGU